UCCAUUGUCCGAGCGAGCGCUCCACGCGGUGGUGGUGGUGGUACAGAGUAGUGUGUCGCGCGGUCCUCGGACGGCUCCUCCGAAGCCACCGAGUUAGUUUUGAGAGUGCCGUUUCUGCGACUGUGCCGCUACUUUUUGGAUUUCCUUGCAACUCUGAGCGCUGCAGGAGCCACAGCGUGAGGAAGGCGGCAUAGUUUUAGGGGGUGAGAUCGCCACCACCAACCACAUCCAUCAGGAAGGCGUAGUGGUGCCGGCCUGCCAGGAUGGGGGUGGCCGAAGACUUCGCGCCGAGCUUCACGCAGAAGCCUCAGCUGCGGCAAGAAGAUGAGGGCAAUAGGCUGGUGUUCGAGUGCCAACUGCUGGCCUCGCCCAAGCCGGACAUCGACUGGUACCGGGGCGAAACGCACCUGGUCGAGGACGGACGAACCUUCAUGCGCAUCCAGCCCGUUGGAGCUAACAAGUUCCUAGUGGUGCUCGAGCUGGAUGACGUCAUCGAGUCCGACGCCGGCCUCUACAAGGUCAAAGCCAAGAACAAGAUGGGCGAGGUUGCAGCGUCCAUCAACCUGAACUUCAGUCCGGCUGACGAACCAAGAGAAAAGCAAAUCGAUGGAAUCGCUCCCACAUUCGCCAAGAAACCGGCCAUCAGACAGGAGGAGGACGGGAAACGACUCUUAUUCGAAUGCCGAAUCCAGGCCGAUCCAAAGCCAACUGUUGCGUGGUUCCACGGCGGAGACAUGGUGCAGGACUCCGCCAGGCACCGGAUAACAGUUGUAAAGGACGGCAAUUCGUAUUCGGCAACGCUGGAGAUCAAGGAUGUCACUGUGGAGGACGCUGGAAAGUACAAAGUGACAGCCAAGAACGAGCUGGGCGAGAGCAACGCCACAAUCAGCCUCAAUUUCGACAGCGAUGCCGCACCUCUUCCUGCGGACGGAAUCAAGCCCACCUUCACCGAACGACCCGUCAUCAGGCAGUCCGACGACGGAAACAAAAUCAUCUUCGAGUGCCGCCUCGUCGGAGACCCGCAGCCCACAGUCACGUGGUUCCACGGAGCGAAAUCUCUCAAGGAAGGAGGACGCUUUAAAUUCACGCUGGAGCCAGACCAGAAACUCUACUACAUGGUCAAAUUGGAAAUUUCCAACGUCGAAAACAGCGACGGUGGCGAGUACAAGGCUGUGGCCAAGAACAAGCACGGCGAAGGCACCGCAACCAUCAACCUUAACUUUGAGGGAGGCGACAAACCAAAAAUUCCGGACGGAAAGGCGCCGCGGUUCCCGAAAAAGCCAACCAUUCGUCAAGACGGCGACAACCUGGUGAUGGAGUGCAUUCUCGAAGCCAACCCGAUGCCCGACAUCACGUGGUACCAGGGCACCAAAGUGAUUUCGAAAAACUCGCGCGUGCAAAUGUCCAACAAGCAGCUCAGCAAAGACACCUUCCUGCUCACGCUCGAGAUCACAAACCCAACCAUCGACGACGGCGGCAACUACCGGUGUAACGCGUUCAAUAAUUUUGGAGAGAGCAAUGCCAACAUUGCGCUCAACUUCCAAGGUGGAGACGACGCCGGCCAAGCGCCGUCCUUCGUCGAAAAGCCCAAAAUCAUUCCAAACGCCGACGGCACCCUCAUUGUCAUGAAGUGCAAGUGCCGCGCGAAGCCCAAGCCCACAGUCCAGUGGUUCCGAGGAACCACCAUUGUGACAGAGUCGAGCAGGAUCAUAAUCAAGGCCGUCGACUUGGGUGAAGACAUCUACGAACUGUCUCUGGAAAUCAAGGACCCAUCGGGCGCAGACGGCGGCACUUACAGGUGCCACGUGAAGAACGAAUUUGGCGAGAGCAACGCCAACCUGAACCUGAACAUCGAAUCGGAGCCGGAGUUGCAGGGCACCGGCCCCACUUUCGUGGAGAAGCCGCGCAUUGUGUCCGAGAACAACGGCAAACUGGUCAUCAUGGACUUCAAGAUGAAGGCCGACCCAAAACCUUCGGUCACCUGGUACAGGGAAGGUGUCGUCAUCAAAGAGUCCAGCAAGAUCAAAAUGUCCAUUACGCAGACCAAGGAAAUUUACUACGUCCGGCUAGAACUCUCUGACCCUGGCCCAGAGGACGGUGGCUUGUUCAAGUGCAACAUUAAAAACGCCCUUGGGGAACUCAAUGCUAAUCUGACGCUCAACAUUGAAAUUGUGCCUGUGAUCAAAGAGAGACCCAAGGUGAUCAAGAUCGUGAAGAGGAGGACUGUGGUGGUCGAGUGCCACGUGCAGUCUCAGUACGCGCCUCAGUGCACUUGGUUCAAGGAAACGACGGCUGUGAAACAAGACUCUAGGCACUCCGUUCACGUGGAGAAAGUUAAGGAGGGUGAAUUCGCGAUUAAGUUGGAGAUCGAGUCGUGCCAAAAGACGGACAAGGGCACUUACAAACUGGUGGCCAAAAACGAAAAGGGCGAAGCCACCUCGCAAGCGGUCGAAGUUGUUGACAUCCCCGAAGAGGAGGAGGAGAAAAAGGAAGAAAAGAAGCCCGAGGAAAAGAAGGAAGAGAAGAAGGUGGAGGAGAAAAAAGCGGAGGAGAAGAAGGUGGAGGAAAAGAAGGUGGAAGAAAAGAAAGUGGAAGAAAAGAAGGUUGAGGAAAAGAAAGUCGAGCAGAAGGUUGAGCAGAAGGUGGAGAAGAAAGUCGAGCAGAAGGUUGAGCAGAAGGUGGAAAAGAAGGUGGAGAAGAAGGAAGAAAAGAGCGUCACGUUCCAAGAGACCAAAAUGGAACAAAAGAUUGAAAUCGUUCAAAAGAAGGCGGAAGUCAAGGUGGAGGAGAAGAAGGUGGAAAUCAAAGCUCAGGCCAAGGUUGAGACCAAGAAGGAGGAGGUCAAGGUUGAGGUCAACAAUGUGGCCAAGAAGGCCGAAGUAAAAGUCGAAAAGAAGGAGGAGGCCAAGGUUGAGGUCAACAACGUUCAGCAGAAAGCAGCGGUCAAGGUCGAAAAGAAGGAGGAGGCCAAGACGCAGGUCAACAAUGUGGAGAAGAAGGCAGAGGUCAAGGUCGAAAAGAAGGAGGAGGUGAAAAAGGUGGAGCAGAAGGUCGAGCUCAAGAAGGUCGAAAAGAAGGAGGAGGCCAAGGUGGAGGCUAAGAAGGUUGAAUUGAAAAAGGUCGAACAGAUAACCGACUUUAAAUCUAUUGCACUUAAGCCUGCUAAGACCAAGAAGGCGGAAAAGAAGUUGCCGGAAAUCAAGAGUGAGACCAUGAAGGUCGCCGAUUUGUACAACUUAAAACCAAUUCCCAAAAAGGCUAAACCUGUCGAAAGAGCGAGAUCGCCAAGGCCUGACGAAGAGUUCCACUUUGAUCCGUUAGAUCUAAAAGAUAUUCCGGACGAAGCGAAGCCCGAGUUGGAAAAACCGGAGAAGGUGAACGGGAAACUACCUUCGCCUCCCAAGACCAAGGAAGUGCCAAAGGGCCCCGGAGGUGGAAAAAAACUACCCCCCAUUGAAAAACCGAAGCCAGUGUCACCUUUCGAUGUAGUCCUCAAGCCGGUCAAGAGGGAACCGAAAGCGCCUCCGCCCAAGACGGAGAUGCCCGAAUUAGACGGCCUUAAAUUCGAGCCAAUCCCCCAGAUUAAGAUAGAGGAGAAAAAGACAGAGCCGUUGAAAAAACCAGCAGUGAAAGAACCCGUUCCACAAAAGAAAGAGGAGCCUCCGAAAAAAGAACCUGUUAAGAAGGAGGAACCCAAACCCGCCGAGAAGCAAAUUAUCGAAGAGUCCUCUGAAGAGGAGGAGGAAUCGGAGGAAGAGGUUUCGAUCGUAGAAACCAUCAAGGAGGUAAAACGCGAAGAACCGGCGAACAAACCUGCCUUCCAGAUCCCGGUGAUCAAAGAGGAACACGUGGACGAAGAGCCAGCCGGUCCCGGCCUAGCUGGUCUUCCUCCUCCCAAAGUCGAUGUUUCGCGGUUCAAAAAAUACUACGAUGAAGAUGAAGGAGAAUCUGAAGACGAAGAACCUGCUGGUCCAGGUUUAUCAGGCCUGCCUCCACCAAAGAUCAAUUUCAAAUUCAAUCGAUAUGACGAAGACGAAGAGGAAGAAGAAAAAGUGGAGGAACCCUCUGGGCCUGGUCUGUUCGCUCUCCCUCCGCCAAAAAUAAACCUCAAGUUCAACCGAUUUGAUGACGAUGAGGAAGAAGAGGAGGAAGAAGAACCCGCAGGACCGGGACUAUCCGGCCUUCCACCACCGAAAAUAAAUUUGCCGAAAAGAAUUGACGAGGUUGAGGAGGAGGAAGAAGAGGAAGAACCUGCAGGACCGGGUCUAUCGGGCCUGCCACCUCCGAAAAUCAACUUUAAAUUCAAUAAAUUCGAUGAUGACGACGACGAUUUUGACAAUGGUCAAAGUGGUCUAGCUGGUUUGCCCCCGCCAAAAGUUUCCUUCCGCAAAAGGUAUGACUCUGACGACAGCGACGAAGAUUACGACUAUUACGAUGAUGACGAGUUCUAUCAGCCCAAGAAACCGGCGGUGCCGGAAAUCAAAGCGCCCGGCGACGGUCCCAAGAUCGAGGUGAGCCGCGAACGGACUCCGGACAACCGAAAGGGCUCUUUGGCUCCUGGUUCCGGAAACAACAGCCGCCGUGGUUCGCUCAUUCCGCCCGACGACCAACCGAGGCGACCCAGUUUGCUCAUCAGCGAUGAGGAGAAUAGGAAGUUGCGUCCAGGGGAGGUUGUGGAAGAGCGAAAGGCUGGGAAUAAAUUGCGGCCCGGUGAGGUAUUUGAUGCGAAGAAAAAAGGGGGCCGUCCCGGCGAAUUGGAGGAAGCCAUGUCCAAGCAGAGGAGGCGACCAAGUACGGACGCGAGGCGGCCGAGCGUUGCGGACGCCGGCGAGUUGAUCGACAAACCGUCCACGCCUCUCAAGCCCGUCGGCCAACCUGGGCCUCCGGCCAUUGUCGACGUGCAAGAGAGCUACUCAGCCGUUGAAGAUCAAGUGGGCUACAUCACCGUCCAGGUUGAGGGCAACCCUCCACCAACCUUCAAAUGGUUCAAGGGCAUGACCGAACUCCAAGACGAGGGUCGGUACAAGUUCUUGACCGAUGGCGAAACCAACUCCAUCACUCUGUGCAUCCGAAAGAUCAAACCAAACGACGAGGGCAACUACAAGAUCGUAGUUUCAAACGAACAUGGCGAAGACUCGGCCGAAAUGAUGCUCUAUGUUUCUGACGCUAGUGGUAUGGACUUCCGUGCCAUGUUGCGCAAGAGGAAGUACGCCAAGUGGAAGAACGAGGAGCAGAAGGAGGAGGUGGACCUGAAGGCAGUCGAGCCUCCAAAGCCCGCGCUCAAGAAGGUCGAAAGACCAGAGGAGAAAAAUGGCGAUUUAGAAACGGGAUUCUUCGACGAUCCUGAAACAGGAAUGGUAAUAGUCAAAGUGGAAGGCAAGGAACUGUGUAGAGUCCCAGCCGAACAGAAAUCGAGGGCCCAAAGCUGGCAAUGGCUUAAGGAAGUUUUUGGCAAAAAGAGGCGAAAGUCGGUCGAAGAAACCAUUGAUUGGCCGAAACUGAUUGUACUGGAUCGAGAACUACUCAAGCCUAGCAACUCAGAACGGCGACGCUCGCUCGCGGACCUCAUUCCCGACUGGCCGAAGCUGCACCACUGGGAGAAACAAGAGUCGUUCAUGAAGCCCUUGGUCGACCAGCACGCAAAGGAGGGCAAGGACAAAAAGGUCAUGUUCGAGGCAGUUUUCUCAAAGCCCAACUGCAAACCGAAAUGGUUUGUCCGCAAGGAUGAACUUUUCCCCGGCUCAAAAUACAAGUUCAAGAACGAGAACGAUGUUUAUCAACUUAUCAUUUUCCAACCCAAAGUGGAGGACACUGGAAAAUACACUAUUGAAUUUGCCGGCGUCAGCUGCACGGCCUACCUCACGGUUGAGGAGGCCGACCCGGUUUACACGUUCUUGAAGCCUCUCGCAAAGAAGACAAACGGUUACAUUGGUUUCGAGGUCCAGCUCGAAUGUACCGUGAGCAACAGCAUGGCUCAGAUCAGUUGGUGGCAGGGCGACAAGAAAAUCGAGGACGGAGACCGAUUCAGCAUCUCAAAGGAUCUGAGCGGCGUGUGCCGUUUGGUGAUCAAAAGUGCCCUGGCUUCCGACGGUGGCCAAAUCACCUGCCGUAUCGAAAAGCAGGAGGAUAAGACCAUCACUAAUCUCAGCGUUGUUGACUACCCUUACAAGUUCACCAAGGUACUCAAGAGCCAGACUUGCACAGAGAAGGACACCAUCACCCUUUUGUGCGAGUUGGACGACGCUGGCGGCGAGGUCAAGUGGUUCAAAAACGGCGAGGAGAUCAAGCCGGAUAAGAGGAUUCAGAUCUUGAAGGACGGCCGCAAGAGAAAACUGGUGAUCAAGGACGCCAAGGUCACCGACGCUGGCAUGUACAAAUGUACCAGCAAUGCGGAUGAGACCGAAGGAGAGGUUGUUAUCGAUUACAUGAAUCGGUUUAACAAGAAACUCAAAGACACCGCAAUCGUCGAGCGUGAAAAACUGGUGCUCGACAUCGAAUUGCAAGACCAAACUGCACCUGCCGAGUGGUUCUUCAAUGGCAAACCGAUUGUUCCUGAUGGAGACAGGAUUGAGAUCAAGAACCUGGGCGGUGGAAAGCACCAACUGAUCAUCAACCGCGCCGAGAUGUCAGACGAGGGUGAAAUCACCUGCGAGUCCGGCAAGCUCAAGUCGAGCUGCAACAUCUCAGUGAAGAAGGGCGAGUCGAAGCCGUCCAUCAACAUGGCAGGUGAUGUAGAAGGACCGGUGACGAAACCGAUCAUUUUCGAGGUGCCAUACACAGUUGAAGGGACGCGGCUGUCGCAAGUUGAGGCCAAGCUGAUCAAGGACGGCAAGACGCUGCCGCUCAAGGAGGUCGAGAUUGUCGUGCAGGACGACAAGGUCACGAUUAAAUUCAAGAAGCCGGUUCGCAAUCUUUCCGGACCAUAUAAGAUCAAAUUGUCCAACUCGCAGGGCGAUGACACUCGAGAUAUCAAAAUUAACAUGCAAGAUGUCCCUGGAUCACCUCAAGACAUCAACGUCACAGACGUUUUCCAGACCUCGUGCGUAGUGCACUGGAAGGCACCGAAAGACGACGGUGGCUCUCCACUUUUGCACUACGUCCUGGAAAGACAGGAUCUCAGUGCCAAAGGCGGAUGGUCAUCGGUGGCCGAGGUUCCGGUUGGACAGCCAACCACCUUCAAGUGCGAAGACCUAUCACCCAAAAAGGAAUACAAAUUCAGGGUCAAGGCUGUUAACAAGAUGGGAGCCUCAGAGCCAACAACCUUCAACAAAACAAUCCUGGCCAAGGAUCCUUGGGACGAGCCAAGCAAGCCCAACAAUGUGGAGGUGCUUGACUGGGGCAAGGACCACGCUGAUCUCAAGUGGACCAAGCCUGAGUCCGAUGGAGGAGCUCCAAUUACAGGCUACGUCAUUGAGUUCAAAGAAAAGUUCGCUAAGGAUUGGAGCCCUGGAAAAGAGAUCGGAGACGUUUUGGGCGCAACCAUUGACGGCCUGAAGGAGGGCUGCCAGUACGAGUUCCGAGUCAGGGCCAUAAACAAGGCUGGUCCUGGUACACCCAGUGAUGCCACCAAGCCAAUCAUUGCAAAGGAAAGAUUCGUCAAACCUUUCAUUAUUGGCAACGACUUGAUCAACAUUGUUGUCAAGAAGGGACAGGUCAUCGCUUACGACAUCAAGUACGGAGGCGAACCUGAACCUGAGGUUGUCUGGAAGCGAGACACAACCGAGCUGAAGGAAGAUGCACCACCAGAUCAGAGAACCACCAUUGACAAGUACGAGCGCAAUACAGUUCUCACAGUGCGUAGAACCGUCAGAGGAGACAGUGGAAAGUACAAGCUCAUUUUGAGCAACACUUCGGGCUCUUGCGAGGCUAGUGCUGAUGUGGUUGUGCUUGACAAACCAUCAAGACCAAUUGGCCCACUUAAGGCUGAGGAGGUCAGAGCUGACCACAUCAAGGUCAAGUGGGAGAAGCCUGCGGACAACGGUGGCUCCGAAAUUACCGGCUAUGUGCUGGAAAAGAUGGACCUGGACACCGGACGCUGGGUGCCUGCUGGAGAGGUUAGCGCCGACAAGGACACCUUCAAAGUGGAGGGACUGACACCUAAGAAGAAAUACAAGAUUAGAGUAAAGGCUGUGAACAAAGAGGGAGAAUCCGAACCGUUGGAGACGGAAGAAGCCAUUUUGGCCAAGAAUCCGUAUGAUGAGCCUGGACGUCCUGGUAAACCCGAAAUCUUUGAUUACGAUAAUCAAAGUGUCAGCCUACGCUGGACAAAGCCUGAAACCGACGGCGGUCGCCCAAUCUCGCACUACACGGUCGAGAUGAAAGAUAAAUUCUCAGUUGAGUGGGUCGAGGUGGCGAAAACCUCAGACCCGACUUGCGAGGCCAAAGUCGAAGGCCUCAAAGAAAAGAUGAUCUAUCAGUUCAGAGUAAGGGCUCACAAUAAGGCUGGUAACGGCGAGCCUAGUGACCCAACUGAUAACCACGUCUGCAAGCAUAGGAAUCUGAGACCAAGAAUUGACCGCUCUACGUUCAAGGGAGUUACGAUCAAAGCGGGACGUGCCCAUAAGUGGGCCGUCGAUAUUUCGGGUGAACCUCCUCCAACCAUUCGAUGGGUUUGGAGAGACAACGUUCCCCUUACAAACACAGCCAAUAUCAAAGUUGAAAACAUCGACUAUCACACAGAUUACUCAAUUAUCAGUACCUCCAGGAAGGAUUCUGGUCGGUACACACUUAUUGCCGAAAACAAAUCCGGGUCAGAUCAGGAGACUGUAGAACUGACCGUCCUUGACAAACCAUCUCCUCCUUUGGGUCCUCUGGAAGUGACCAAGGUCCACAAGGAGGGAUGCAGCCUCCAGUGGAAGAAGCCAGAAGACGACGGCGGCACUCCUAUCAGGGAGUUCGAGAUCGAGAAGAUGGAUCUGGACACUGGCAAGUGGGUGCGCGUUGGAAAGAUCCCGGGAGAAAGGACGGACAUGAUGGUGUGCGGCCUGGAGCCUGGGCACAAGUACAAGUUCAGAGUUACAGCCGUCAACGAUGAGGGAGACUCGGAGCCUUUGGUUGCUGAGCAAGCAAUUGUUGCCAAAAAUCCUUAUGACGAGCCUACCAAGCCAGGAACUCCAGAGAUCACUGAUUACGACAACGAGAGUGUUAAUCUCAAAUGGACCGCGCCUAGCAGCGACGGUGGAGCCAAAAUUGAGAAGUACAUCAUUGAAAAGAAGGACAAGUACAAGCCAGACUGGGAAAAGGCCAUUGAAGUUCCUGGAGAUCAGCUCGCUGCCAAGGUGCCUGACCUCAAGGAGAGGGCCGAGUACCAGUUCAGGAUAGUGGCGGUCAACAAGGCUGGUCCUUCUCCUGCAUCCGAACCAACUGGCAUGCACAUGGUCAAGCACAAGGCUCUGAAACCGAGAAUCGAUCGCACCAACUUGAAGCCAAUAGUCAUCAAGGCUGGAAAGAUGGUCAAAUACGACGUCAACAUCAAGGGCGAGCCGCCUCCAUCUGUCAAAUGGGUGGUUAAGGACACUGAGGUCAAGUCCGAGGGCAACAUUGAAAUCAUCAAUGUUGACUACAACACCAAGAUCACCAUCAGCGACGCUGUCCGCAAAAACACCGGCUUGUACAAAAUCAUUGCCGAGAAUCAGCACGGCAAAGAUGAGGCUGAGGUUGAGAUCACUGUAUUGUCCGCACCUGCCAGGCCAAAGGGUCCUCUCAAGGUGUCCGACGUCACCAAGAACAGCUGCAAGCUCAAAUGGGAUAAGCCCGAGGACGAUGGUGGUUUGCCAAUUCAGGCAUACCAGGUGGAAAAACUGGACACCGCCUCCGGCCGAUGGGUGCCCGUUGGAAGAACCGACAAGCCUGAAAUGGACGUCAAGGGUCUGCAGGAGGGCAAGGAGUACCACUUCAGAGUCAAGGCUAUUAACGAGGAGGGCGAGAGUGAACCUCUUGAAACCGAGAGUGCCACUUUGGCUAAGAAUCCUUAUGACGUACCUGGAAGUCCUGGAGUUCCCGAGCUCACCGACUGGGACGUGGACCGGGUUGACCUCAAGUGGGAGCCACCAAAGAACAAUGGUGGUGCUCCAAUCACUGGAUAUAUUGUUGAGAAGAAAGAGAAACUUGGAAGCUCUUGGGAAGAGGUUCUCAGCACAACUGGACCAGAUCCCAAGGGACGUGUUGAUGGCCUUCGUGAGGGCAACACAUACCAAUUCCGCGUUCGUGCUGUUAACAAGGCCGGACCUGGAGAGGCCAGCGAACCUACAAAGCCACAUAUUGCCAAGGCUCGUUUCCUCAAGCCCACGAUCAACAGGGAGAAGAUGCAGAAAAUUGUCAUCAGGGCAGGACAGUCAAUCAAAUUCGACGUCGACAUCAAGGGUGAGCCUCCUCCAGCCACCACCUGGAGCAUUGGGUCCAAGACCCUUGAAAAUAGUCCCACCUGCAAAAUUGAGAAUGUGGACUACAACACCAGACUCACAGUUACUGAUGCCACUCGCAAGGACACUGGCACUUACACCUUGAAGGCCGUCAACGACUCCGGCUCAGACGAGGCCACCGUUGAAGUUUGUGUUCUUGACAAGCCAGGAAAGCCGGAAGGACCUUUGGAGGCCCUCGAAGUGCACAAGGAGGGAUGCAAGCUCAAGUGGAAGAAACCCAAGGACGAUGGUGGUCUGCCCAUCACCAACUACGUUGUUGAGAAAAUGGAUGUGGCUACCGGAAAGUGGGUACCAGCUGGCAACGCAGACCCUGAGAACCCUGAACUUGAAAUCAAGGGUUUGGAGCCAAUGAAAAAGUACCACUUCCGCGUCAAGGCGGUGAACGAGGAGGGUGAAUCCGAGCCACUAGAAACUGACACUGCUAUUCUGGCAAAGAAUCCUUUCGAUGUACCAGCAGUUCCAGGAAUGCCGGACAUUGUCGACUGGGAUGAGACCAUGGUUAAGCUCAAGUGGGACCCACCUAUCAGAGAUGGUGGCUCUCCAAUCACUGGCUACGUUAUUGAAUUUAAGGACAAGCAGAGCGGCAAACCCGAUUUUGUUAAGUGCGCAGAGGUGCACGGCAAUGUUUGCACAGGCACUGUUCCUAAAUUGGAGGAGGGCAACGUCUACCAAUUCAGAGUGAGGGCCGUCAACAAGGCUGGACAGAGUGAGCCCAGCGAAGAAACCAAUCCUCAUAUUGCCAAGCCAAGAAAUCUUGCACCUAAAAUCGACAGGACUAAUCUCGAAGCAAUUAAUAUCAAGGUUGGUCAGCAAGUUUCACUUGAUGUCAACAUCAUUGGAGAGCCCCCUCCAAAGGUCACUUGGACCUUCAAGGAGAAGGAGCUGCAGUCCGACGAGUUUGUCAGAAUUGACAACAUUGAUUAUAACACGAAGUUCUUUAUCAUGAGAGCCAGAAGAGCACAGAGUGGAACGUACAAAAUUACAGCAACCAAUGCCUCAGGAACUGACACAGCUGAGGUUAGCAUUACUAUUCUUGGUAAGCCAACUACGCCCAAGGGACCUCUUGAGGUUAAUGAUAUUACCAAGAACGGAUGCAAACUUAAGUGGAAGAAGCCCGAAGAUGACGGCGGCUCACCAAUUGAGUAUUAUGAAAUUGAAAAAUUGGAUCCUCUGACCGGACAAUGGCUGCCCUGUGGAACUUCAAAAGAACCUGAGGCUAACAUCACUGGCCUUCAGGAAGGAAAGCCAUACAAAUUCAGGGUAAGGGCUGUUAACAAGGAGGGUGAGUCUGAAGAGCUGGAGACCGAAAAACCGAUUAUUGCCAAAAAUCCAUUCGACGAGCCCGGCAAACCUGGAAGACCUGAGCUCAGAAACUGGGACAAGGACUUCGUUGAUCUUGAAUGGGCCGCUCCUAAGAGCGAUGGCGGUGCUCCCAUUGAGAAAUACAUCAUUCAGAUGAGAGACAAGGAGGGCAGAAACUGGGUUGACGCAUGCAGCGUACCUGGAGGCAAAACUGUCGGCCGCGUCACUAACGUUGAAGAAGGUCAUGAAUAUGAAUUCCGCAUCGUGGCACAAAACAAAGCUGGGCCAUCUGAGCCCAGUGACCCAUCUAAGUCAGUUGUCUGCAAACCUCGCUUCUUGGCACCUAGGAUUGAUCGCAAGAACCUGCUCAAGAAGGUCAUUCACGCUGGCCAGCUGCUGGUGAUUGAGGCUGACGUACAGGGUGAACCUCCUCCAGAAAUUAUCUGGUUGCUGAAGGAACAGCCUUUGAAGAAUACAGACAAGCUGAAAAUUGAAAAUGAAGAUUAUAAAACGAAAUUCACUUUGAGCAAGUCAACACGUUCCGACACUGGAAUUUACAAGGUCACUGCUAAGAACAGUUCCGGCACUGACCAAGUAGAUGUUGAUAUUUGCGUGUUGAGCGCUCCUGGCAAGCCAAAGGGCCCGCUUAAGGUGUCUGACGUCACUGCCGAGAGUGUCAAGCUCAACUGGGAGAAGCCAGAAGAUGACGGUGGUGUUCCUAUUGACCAUUACGUGGUUGAAAGGAUGGACACUGACUCUGGAAGGUGGGUUCCUGUCACGACAACAAAGCUUCCAGAAGCUGAGGUGCCUGGCCUGAAUGAAGGAAAGGAGUACAUGUUCAGAGUUAAGGCCGUCAAUGCCGAAGGAGAAUCUGAGCCUCUUGAUACUGACGUGCCAGUUAUCGCGAAGAACCCAUACGACCCCCCGGAGAAACCUGGCAAGCCAGAUGUCAAGGAUUGGGGAAAACACUUUGCAGAUCUCAAAUGGGCUGCGCCUAAGAACGACGGUGGCGCUCCAAUUACUUCCUAUGUUGUUGAAAAGAAAGAUCAAUACAGCUCUAAGUGGCAAAAGGCUAUUGAAAUUAUUGGCAACAAGUGCGAAGCAAAGGUGCCUGAUUUGGUUGAGGGCAUGAAAUACCAAUUCCGAGUUCGCGCCUGCAACAAAGCCGGACAGAGCAAGCCUAGCGAACCAAGCGAAACAAUUCUCGCUAAGGACCGAUAUACUCCACCGAAGAUCGACAGAACCAAUCUUAACAAUAUGUCAAUCAAGGCCGGACAGCCCUUCAGGUUGGAUGUGAAAAUUUCUGGUGAACCUCCUCCAAAGAAGUCUUGGUUCUGUAAUAAGGCCCGUCUGGAAACAAAGGACAACAUGACGGUUGACUUUGAAGAUUAUCGCACUAAACUUUUUAUCACCGGAAUUUCCCGCCCAUAUUCUGGAACUUGGGUCAUUAAGGCUGAAAAUGAUUCCGGAAAAGAUGAGGCUUCUUUCGAAAUCACAGUAUUGGACAGGCCAGGCAAGCCUGAAGGACCACUCAGGGUAGCUGAUGUACACAGAGAGGGCUGCAAUCUUAAAUGGAACCCACCUUUGGAUGACGGCGGUUGUCCUUUGGAAGGAUAUGUCGUUGAAAAAAUGGAUACUGAAAAGGGCAGGUGGGUACCUGUUGGAAGGUGCAAAGAGCCAAAGAUGGAGGUUGAAAAUUUGGAGCCUGGCCAGGAAUAUAAGUUCAGAGUCAUGGCUGUAAACUCCGAGGGUGAGUCCGAACCUCUAGAUGUGCUGGAACCAAUCAUUGCCAAAAAUCCCUACGAUGAGCCCGGAGCACCUGGCAGGCCAGAGGCCACAGAUUGGGACAGAGACCACGUUGAUCUUAAGUGGACAGCACCAGAGAAGGACGGUGGCUCGCCAAUCACUGGCUAUGUCAUUGAAAAGAAAGAGAAGGGAACUACCAAGUGGGUGAAAUGUGGUGAGUCGAAGGGGCCCGAAUGCAGCGGCCGCGCUCAGAACUUAGAGGAAGGCCAAACUUACGAGUUCAGGGUUCGCGCCGUCAACUUGGCAGGACCUGGAGAACCCAGCGAUGCCAGCAAGCCCAUUACCGCCAAGCCCCGCAAGUUGGCGCCUAAGAUCGACCGCAAGAACCUGCGCAGCAUCACUGUUCGUGAAGGCGAGCCAAUUUAUAUUGAUGUUAAAAUUCAGGGUGAGCCUGCACCUGACGUCACGUGGGCCAUGAAUGGCAAAUCGUUCAAGCAAACCAGCGCUAAGCGAGUUGAGGAUGUGCCUUAUAACUCUAAGUUCUACAUCGACAAACCUGAGCGCAAAGACACUGGUGUUUAUAAAAUUCAAGCCACCAACCAACACGGUUCUGACAACGCAGAUGUUGAAAUCACUGUGGUUUCUAAGCCCGGAGCACCAGAAGGUCCUCUGGAGGUCUUUGACAUUCACAAGGAUGGCUGCAAACUGAAAUGGAAGAAGCCAAAAGAUGAUGGUGGAGAGCCAAUUGAAAAUUACUUGGUUGAGAAGUUUGACCCUGAUACUGGAAUGUGGCUUCCUGUUGGAAACAGCACGAAUCCAGAAAUGGAGGUAACAGGUCUCACUCCCGGCCACGAGUAUCAGUUCAGAGUGCGUGCUUGUAACAAGGAGGGAGUCUCCGAUCCUCUUGAUACUCUAUCUCCGAUUAUUGCAAGAGAUCCAUUCACAGUUCCUGAUGCCCCUGGUGCACCAGAGAUAGUUGACUGGAGCCAAACUCAUGCUGAUCUCGUCUGGAAGGAACCAGCUUCCGACGGCGGCUCCUUCAUCUUGGGCUACAUUGUGGAGAAGAAAGACAAGUACAGUUCAAUGUGGGAGAAGGCCUUGGAAACAAACAACGCUCUUCCUCAGGCCGUAGUUCACAACCUGAUUGAAGGAAAUGAAUAUCAAUUCCGCAUCAUCGCCUUUAACAAGGCUGGUCAGAGUGAGCCAUCUGAGCCAAGCAAGACAUUCUUGGCCAAGGCGCGAUACCUGCCGCCGAGAAUUGACCGCAAAAACCUCAGAGACGUCAAAAUCUCUGCUGGAUCCACGCUUAAGUACGAAGCGGCCAUCAUUGGAGAACCUCCUCCAAAUGUUGAGUGGCGUGAUGCUGGUGGUCCAUUGAAACAAUCUAAGAAAGUCAACAUUGACAAUGUUGAUUAUAACACCAAGCUUAUCAUUAGGCCAGUCCAGAGAGGAGACUCUGGUGAAUACACAGUCAUCGCCUCUAACAGCUCUGGAAAGGACUCGGUCACCGUCAAUGUCAUUGUCACCGACAAGCCUAGCAGCCCAGAAGGACCUCUACAGAUCAGCGAUGUUCACAAGGAAGGCUGCAAGCUCAAGUGGAAGAGGCCAAAGGACGACGGUGGUGUGCCAAUUGAUUACUAUCAAGUUGAGAAACUCGACCCUGAGACCAACACCUGGGUGCCUUGCGGCCGCAGCUCAGAACCUCAGCUCGAUGUGGCCGGUUUGACACCUGGCAAGGAGUACAAAUUCCGAGUUGCUGCAGUCAAUUCCGAAGGCGAGUCUGAACCUUUGGUUGCUGAGCAGUCCAUCAUCGCCAAGAACCCCUUCGACGAACCUGGAAAGCCAGGAGAUCUGAAGGCGGUUGAUUGGGACAAGGACUUCGUCGCGCUUGAAUGGAAGCCACCCAAGGAGGAUGGUGGUUCACCAAUUACUGGAUACAUUAUUGAAAAGAAGGACAAGUUCGGCCACUGGGAGAAAGCCCUGGAAGUGCCUGGUGACAAAACUGCUGCAAAGGUUCCAGAUCUCAUUGAAGGAAUUCCUUACGAGUUCCGAGUCCGAGCUGUCAAUGCUGCUGGACCAGGAGAGGCGAGCAACACCACUCCUCCGAUUAUCACCAAGCCCAAGAAUUUGGCGCCAAAGAUCGAUCGCUCCAAACUGCACGAAGUGCGCAUCAAGGCUGGACAGAACUUCAACUUUGAUGUUCCAGUCAGCGGAGAGCCACCUCCAGACACCAAAUGGCUGCUCAGAGGCAAGGAGCAGAAGUCGAGUGAGAGGGUGAAGGUUCAGCACCCAGAGUACAACACCAAGUUAGUGGUGCGAAAUGCUACCAGGGCCGAAUCUGGCACCUGGACUAUCACUGCUGAGAACAUCAAUGGAAAGGACGAAGCCGAAGUUGUAGUGGUUGUCCUGGACAAACCAAGCCCACCUGGAGGACCACUCAAGGUGUCCGACAUCCAUGCCGAAGGCUGCAAGCUCAGCUGGAAUCCACCUGCCGACGACGGCGGCCAGCCCAUUGACAAGUAUGUUGUUGAAAAGCUGGACGAGGCCACUGGCAGAUGGGUACCUGCGGGUGAAACUGAUGGACCAGUUACCAACCUUGAAAUUGAUGGUCUUCAGCCUGGUCACAAGUACAAGUUCAGAGUGCGGGCAUGCAACAAACAGGGCAAGUCCGAUCCACUGCAGACAGCUCAGGCCAUUGAGGCUAAAAAUCCAUUUGAUCAACCAAGCAAACCUGGCACUCCUGACAUCACUGACUACGACAAGGACUUUGUCGAGCUUCAAUGGGCAAGGCCUGAUCAGGACGGUGGCUCACCAAUCACCGGCUACAUCAUUGAAAAGAAGGACAAGUUCAAUCCAAACUGGGAGAAGUGUGCAGAGGUUGUGGGUGAUACAACCACUGGUAGGGUUCCUGACCUAAUUGAAGGCAACACCUACGAAUUCAGGGUCAGGGCAGUCAACAAGGCUGGUCCUGGAGAAGCCAGUGAUGCCACCAAGCCUCACGUCGCUCGUCCCAAGAACUUGCCACCUCGCAUUGAUCGUCAUGCCCUCAUGGACAUUAAGAUUCGCGCCGGAGGCAACUUUGACUUUGAUGUGCCCGUCAUUGGUGAACCUCCUCCAAGCAAGGAAUGGAGCUUGAAGGGUAACGGUCUCAUCAACACUGACCGCAUCAAGAUCACCAACGAAAACUACAACACCAAGUUGCGCGUGAUUGACGCCAAGCGCGCCGACAGCGGCGUUUACACCAUCGAGGCCAGGAACAUCAACGGCAAGGAUACAGCCACCGUCAACGUGGUUGUCCUUGACGUGCCUCAGCCUCCAGAGGGCCCUCUGAAGCCAGACAACAUCACCAAGUCCUCCUGCUCGCUGUACUGGCGUCCGCCUAAGGAUGACGGCGGUUCCGAAAUCACCCACUACAGCGUCGAAAAACUGGACACUGAAAACAUGCGCUGGGUGCCAGUGGCUGAGGUCACAGGAACUACGGCCAGGGUGGAGAACCUCAUCGAAGGUCACGAUUACAACUUCAGAGUGCGUGCUGUUAACAAGCAGGGCGAGUCUCUGCCUUUGACUGGACGGGAGCCUAUCACAGCUAAGGAUCCGUUCGGCAAGCCAGACAAGCCAGGAGCACCUGAACCUACUGACUGGGACAAGGACCAUGUUGAUCUUGAAUGGGCUCCACCUAAGAAGGACGGCGGAUCGCCAAUUAAGUCCUACAUUAUUGAAAAGAGGACCAGAUUUGGACCUUGGGAAAAGGCUGCUGAAGUUCCUGGAACACAGACCAAGGGCACUGCUCCUAAUCUGACUGAAGGAGAGGAAUAUGAAUUCAGGAUCAUCGCUGUCAACAAGGGUGGUCCUGGAGAGCCCAGCGAGCCUUCUCGUCCAGUUAUUGCCAAGCCCAGAUUCCAGGCGCCAACUAUGGACAAGAAGUUCUUGCAGGAUUUGGUGGUCAAGGCUGGCCAGAAAAUCAGCUACACUAUUCCCAUCGAGGCCUCUCCCAGGCCUACUGCUCGCUGGUCAAUCAAUGGCAAGCCUGUGGAGCCGGGAGAUCGCGCGGACAUCCAGACCUUCUCCAAGCAGACGGUGUUCGAAAUUCCCUUCUCAGUGCGUUCCGAUACUGGCCGUUACCAACUGACCCUGGAGAACAACCUUGGCUCCUGCUCAGCAUCAGCCAUGGUAACUGUCCUGGACAGGCCAUCGCCGCCUGAAGGACCAAUGCUGGUCGGAGAGGUUACCAAAGAGAGCGCCAGAAUUGGCUGGAAGAUUCCCCUCGACGAUGGUGGCUGCCCAAUUCUGCACUAUUUGGUUGAGAAGAUGGAUGUAAGCAGAGGCACCUGGUCUGAAGCUGGCCAGUGCUCUGCCCUAACCUUUGACGUCCAACGACUGGUCCACAAGAAGGAAUAUCUCUUCAGAGUAAAGGCAGUCAAUGGAAUUGGCGAGUCUGAUCCUCUUGAGCUUGGACGAAGCAUCAUUGCCAAGAAUGAAUUUGAUGAGCCUGAUGCUCCUGGAAAGCCUCUUAUCACCGACUGGGACAAGGACCGCGUCGACCUCGAGUGGCCCGUGCCCAAGUCUGAUGGUGGUUCACCAAUUACUACAUAUUUCAUUCAGAAGAAGGAGAAGGGCAGUCCGAUCUGGCAAAACGCUUGCCAGGUUCCAGGCAAACAGAACAGCGCAACUGUACCUGAUUUGACUGAGGGACAGGAGUACGAAUUCCGUGUAAUUGCCGCCAACAAGACUGGCCAGAGUGAGCCUAGUGAGCCUUCGGACACUGUCAUCUGCAAGCCAAGGAAUUUGCCUCCCAAGAUCAAGAGCCCCCUUGCCGACAUUCGCAUCAAGGCCGGCCACAUUUUCCACGUGGACAUCGACUACGUGGGUGAACCAAAUCCUGAGGUUACAUGGACCAAUGGCAGCAAUGCGCUGAGAUCUGAUGAGAGGACCACCAUCACCUCCAUCAACUACCACACAAUUGUGCACACCGUCAACGCCAAGAGAACUGACAGUGGCACAUACUCGCUCAUGCUCAAGAACAAAAACGGCGUGGAUGAGGGCUCAUUCCAAUUGAUUGUGCUUGAUCGCCCUGGACCACCUGAGGGACCUCUCGAAUAUGAAGAGAUCACUUCAUCCAGUGUCACUCUGUCAUGGAAGCCUCCUAAGGACAACGGUGGCAGUGAUAUUACUGGAUAUGUGAUUGAGAAGAGAGAUCUUACCCAUGGAGGUGGCUGGGUGCCUGCUGUUUCUUAUGUCAAUCCCAAGUACAACCACGCCCAGGUGCCUCGUCUUCUCGAGGGCACUAAGUACGAGUUCCGAGUGUGUGCGGAGAACUUGCAAGGACGCUCUGAUCCUCUCACAACUGACCAGCCAAUUGUUGCCAAGAACCAGUUUGACGUUCCUGGACGUCCUGGCAGGCCUGAACCAAUUGACAGCGACAAGGACUUCAUCAAGAUCAAGUGGAAGGCGCCCAUCAGUAAUGGUGGAUCACCCAUCAUUGGUUACGAAGUUGAGCGCCGUGAGCGCAUGACUGGUCGCUGGGUCAAGGUCAGCAGAGACCCUGUCAGAAAUAAUGAGUUCUUGGACGAUCAUGUCCAUGAAGGCAAGCAGUACGAAUACCGUGUGACGGCCCUCAAUGCUGCUGGCCCUGGCAAACCAAGUGACACUUCUCACCCCAUUGCGGCAAAACCUAUGAAGGAGGCACCAAAACUGGACUUGUCCGGCAUCAAGGGCAAGAGAAUCAAGGUCCGUGCUGGCGAGACCAUCUACGCCAAGAUUCCUCUUUCUGGAGCACCUGUGCCCACCAUCGAAUGGACCAGAAACAGCUCCAAGCUGCCUGACUCCAACAGAAUCGCUUAUGAGACCGAUUGCGACUCGACUGUUCUCAAAAUUGAGAAGUCUCUCAGGACUGACAGUGGCAGAUACGUCAUCACUGCCUCAAACCAGUUCGGAAAAGACUCUGCUGACGUUGAGGUGGAGGUUGUCGAUAAACCAGGACCACCAAAGGGUCCUCUGGUUUACGACAAUAUUACUCAAGAGAGUGUUACGCUUUCAUGGGGACCCCCUCAGGACAAUGGAGGCAGCGACAUCACAGGCUAUGUGGUCGAGAUGACCGAAUAUGGCGUGGAUGGCUGGAGGGCCAUCCCUGGCUUCUGCCCCAAGACCAAUUUCACUGUCAAGGGUCUGCACGAUGGCAAGCGCUAUGUGUUCAGGGUUCGCGCCGAAAACAUUUACGGCGUGGGUGAGGCUCUCGAGGGCAAACCUGUUGUCGCCAAGAGCCCAUUCGACCCGCCAGAUGCGCCUGGAACGCCUGACAUCACCGCUUACACCCCGAACAGCUGCAGCCUCACUUGGACUCCUCCUGCCAAUGCUGGAGGAAGGCCCAUUACUGGUUAUUACGUUGAGAAGCGCGAGCGUGGUGGCGAAUGGAUAAAGUGCAACAACUACCCCAUCAGCGGGCUUAGCCACACAGUUCAAGAUCUCAGAGAGGGCAACCGCUACGAGUUCAGAGUCAUUGCCUGCAAUGAGGCUGGACCUGGCAAACCUAGCAAGGCCACCGAGCCCAUCACUGCUGGAGCUCAGCGCUUCAAACCUGAUGCUCCUGAUCAGCCCCAGGCCGACCGCAUCACCAGGGACAGUGUCACCAUUUCAUGGAGGCCGCCUAGGAAUGACGGCGGAGCCAAAAUCAAGGGCUACCUUGUCCAGAAGAAGGGCAAGAAUGACACGGAAUGGUCCGAUGUUAAUGGAGUGCCAUGCCCAAGCACUGUGUACAAGAUUCCUAACCUCAAGGAGGGCGAUGAGUACCAAUUCAGGGUGAUCGCUGUGAAUGAAGUUGGCCAGUCCGAGCCGAGCAGGCCGAGCGCCAAUAUCUUGAUUCACGAGCAGCCCAACAAGCCUUGCAUGGACUUGGGAGGCGUCAGGGACAUCACUGUCAGGGCUGGAGAGGACUUCUCCAUCCAUGUUUCGUACGUCGGCUUCCCCAAGCCCAGUGCUUCUUGGUUCUGCAAUGACAACAUCCUUGACGACACUGACACCAGGGUGUUCAUGAAGCUGACUGACGACAGUGCCAGCUUGGUUGUGAAGAACUCGAAGCGCACCGACGCCGGCCAGUACCGUCUGCAGUUGAGGAACCAGCACGGUUUUGACACAGCCACCUUGAACGUCCGCGUUUUGGAUAGACCUGGACCACCUGAGAAUCUGCGCGCUGACGAGUUUGCCGGUGAGGCUCUGACCCUCUUGUGGAACGCGCCUAAGGACAACGGAGGCGCUGACAUCACCAACUAUGUCAUUGAAAAGAAGGAGCAGCGCACGUCUGCAUGGACAAAGGUCAGCAGCUACGUCACCACCACCUUUGUGCGCAUCCGCAACCUCACCGUAGGUCGCGAGUACGACUUCAGGGUCAUUGCCGAGAACCAGUACGGCCAGUCUGACCCUGCAGUCACUCCCGAAGCCAUCAGGGCCAAGCAUCCGUUCGAUGUACCUACUGCUCCUGGCACUCCUCGUGGCCUUGACACCACUGAGGAUUCGAUCACCAUUGGCUGGAGCAAGCCUAGGAGCGACGGUGGUGCCAUUAUUAGCGGCUAUGUUAUUGAGAGGAGGUUGAAGGGCGAGGACAAGUGGAUCAGGGCUGUGCACGGUUUGGUGCCUGACCUUAGCCACAGGAUUAUCAACCUGCUUGAAUCCCAUGAGUACGAAUUCCGCGUAGCUGCCGUGAACGCCGCUGGCCAGGGACCGUUCAGCGCGGCCUCCGAUCUCAUUUGCUGCCAGCCACCUCGCGGCCCGCCGAAGAUCACCAGUGACCUGAGCAUCAGGGAUAUGACCGUGAUCGCCGGCGAGGAGUUCACCAUCACCGUGCCCUUCCUGGGUAAUCCUCAGCCUAAACCACACUGGACCAUCAACGGCGAGGAGGUGCUCAGCUCAGACAGGAUCAAGUUUGACACCAGCGUCUCCGCCACGGUGUUCAUCAACAAAUCGGCCAAGAGGUCGGACACUGGAAAUUACACCAUCCAGCUCACCAACACCGAGGGGUCAGACACCGCCUCUUGCAAGGUCCUGGUUGUUGACAAACCAACACCACCACUUGGACCUCUGGAUGUUUCUGACAUCACUCCUGAAACUUGCUCUCUGUCUUGGAAACCACCCAAUGACGAUGGUGGUUCUCCAAUCACCAACUAUGUUGUGGAGCGUCUUGAUCCAUCAAUUAAUAUGUGGUCAAAGGUCAGCAGCUUUGUACGCAGCUGCCACUAUGACGUGAUCGGUCUGGAGCCAAACAAGAAGUACAGCUUCAGGGUCCGCGCCGAGAACCAGUAUGGCGUCUCCGACCCUCUGGAAACUGACCAGCCGAUCGUGGCCAAGUUCCCGUUCACGGUUCCCGACGCGCCAGGAAAUCCUCGCGUGGUCGACUGGGACUCAGGAAACGUCACCGUCACCUGGGACAGGCCCCGUUCAGACGGAGGCUCGCGCAUCCAGGGAUACAAACUCGAGUUCAGGGAUGUUGUUGAAGACCAGCAGUGGCGCCAGGCCAGCGACUACCUGCUCAAGGACCAGACCUAUGUUGUCCACUCGCUGCUCACUGGACACGAGUAUGAGUUCAGAGUCAAGGCCAAGAACGCCGCAGGCUUCAGCAAGCCGAGCAAUAAUUCUCACCGAUUCAAGCUCAAGGGCAAGUUUGGUGUGCCUUCUCCACCUUUGGCACCAAAGAUUGUCAAGGUUGGCAAGAACUACGUGGACCUUAUCUGGGAGCCACCUCAGUCUGAUGGUGGAUCUCGCAUCACCGGCUACAUUGUUGAAAAGCGUGAGGUCGGAGGUCCGUCGGUUUGGGUCAAGUGCAACGAGUACAAUGUACUCGACUGCUCUUACUGCUGCUUGAACCUUGUUGAAAGGUCUGACUACGAAUUCCGCAUCUUUGCUGUGAACGCUGCUGGAAAGAGUGAGCCUAGCAACUGCACCACUCCAGUGAAGGUUUGCGAGAUCGACGGUGGGCUGAAGCCUGAGUUUGUCCGUAACAUCACCAACCAGACCGUGCCCUUGGGCAAGUCUGUCACUCUGGAGUGUGAGGCCAUUGGCACGCCUAAGCCCACGGCUAGGUGGUACCGCAACGGCCGCGAACUCAACCUUGGAGCUCGUGCUCGCGCCGAAUCUAAGGAUGGAGUGUUCAGGUUGUUCAUUGAGGAGGCGAUUAGCAUGGACGACGGCAGCUACACCUGCGAGGCCAGCAACAGUCUUGGCUUUGUCCACUCGACCGCCUAUCUUAAAGUUGGAACUCCACCAAGGAUUGACCGAAUGCCUGAUGACCAGUUCUUGGCCGAAAAGGACAAUACCAAGAUCAAAAUUUAUUACACCGGUGACCAGCCCAUGCAAGUCGUUCUUUCAAAGAACGGAACUCCGAUCAGCGAGUCGCCCCAUCUUAAAUACACCGUCUUUGAUGAGUAUCUCAUCAUCUUCAUCAAAGACAUCAAUAUGGAGGACGGCGGCGAGUACACCAUCACGUGCAAGAAUGACAGCGGCAGUGCCUCUGCGUCUUUCAACGUGUACAUCACCGGCCUGCCCGGCAUUCCCAUCGGCCCUCUGGACGUUUCCAACAUUUCCAAGCACAUGUGCACCCUCAACUGGAAGGUGCCUGCUUACGACGGCGGCCUGAAGAUCACGCACUACGUCGUUGAGAGGCGCGACAUCAGCCUGCAGCACUGGAUAACCGUUUCUAGCUACUGCAAGGAGACCACAUUCACCGUCCAGGGUCUGACUGAAGGACAGGAAUACCUGUUCAGAGUGCUGGCCGUCAACGAAAACGGCAUGGGACCUGCACUGGAGGGAACCAAUCCUAUCAAGGCCAAGGCUCCAUUCGAUCCUCCAUCUGCACCUGGCACGCCCGAGGUCAAGGAGGUCGGAGGCGACUUUGUCCACCUGUCUUGGGAGAAGCCCGAGUCGGACGGAGGCGCUCGCGUCCAGGGUUACUGGAUCGAGAAACGCGAGGCUGGCAGCUCCUCUUGGCAGAGGGUCAACACCGUGCUGUGCCUGCCGAACCAGAUCAACAUCAGCAACCUUAUCGAGGACCGCCAGUACGAGUUCCAGGUGUUCGCCGUCAACGAGGCCGGAAUUUCUCCACCUUCCACCAAUUCCUCCUCCGUCAAGAUCAAGGAUCCCAAAGCCGCCACUCCUCCCGAGUUCACCACUCCUUUGCGCAAUUGCAUGGCUGUCCAGAACAAGAACGGACAGUUCCAGUGCACCGUCACUGGCACGCCGAGACCAGUCAUCAACUGGUACAAGGGUGCUCGUGAAAUUACUCAGGGCAGCAAGUAUCACAUGCUGAAGGAGGGCAACACCUACACCCUGAUCAUCAACGAGGUGUACGGAGAGGAUGCGGACGAGUACGUCUGCAGGGCCACCAACAAGGGUGGCGUUAAGUCCAGCCGCGCCGAGCUCAUUAUCAUGACUGCACCAAAGUUGAACGUGCCACCUCGCUUCCGCGACACAGCCUUCUUCGACAAGGGCGAGAAUGUGAUCAUCAAGAUUCCAUUCAUUGGUUGCCCCAAGCCGAAGAUCAGUUGGUCCAAGGAGGGUGAGACCGUCGAGUCUGGUGCUCACUUCAAGGUUGAGAGGAAAGACAGGCACGCCAUCCUGACCAUCAGGGACGGCACCAAGCUGGACAGCGGUCCUUAUAAGAUUGUGGCUGAGAAUGAUCUGGGAACUGACAGCGCCAUCAUCAAGGUCCAGAUCAGCGAUCGUCCUGAUCCUCCACGCUUCCCAAUGACGGACAAUGUUGGUCACGACUCACUGGCCCUCAUUUGGAAGGCGCCUUUGUGGGACGGCGGCAGCAACAUCACCAACUACCUUGUGGAGAAGCGCGAGUUGCCGAUGAACAGUUGGAUCAGGGUGGGCAGCACCCGUUUCACCACCAUGGCCAUCACCGGUCUGAGCGCUGGACACGAGUACGAGUUCAGAGUGUACGCCGAAAACGUGUAUGGCCGCAGCGACCCAAGUGACAUCUCCACCACUGUCAAGACAAAGGAAACGAACAAGAAGCAAAUUAAGAAGAAGCAGUUUGAGGUCGAUGCCACUGGCAAGAAGAUCCGUGGCAAGCCCGAAGGAAAGAUUGACGACUAUGAUCAGUUCGUAUUUGACAUCUAUUCGAAGUACAUCCCUCAGCCGGUGGACAUCAAGUCAACCAGUGUCUACGAUUACUACGAUAUUUUGGAGGAAAUCGGCACUGGCGCCUUUGGUGUGGUCCACAGGUGCAGGGAACGCAAGUCUGGCAACAUUUUUGCCGCCAAGUUCAUCCCCGUUUCUCACACAAUCGAGAAGGAGCUCAUCCGAAAGGAAAUCGAUAUCAUGAACCAGCUGCACCACAACAAACUCAUCAAUUUACACGAUGCAUUUGAGGAUGACGACGAGAUGGUCCUGAUCUUUGAAUUCCUGUCCGGUGGAGAACUGUUUGAAAGGAUCACUGCAGAGGGAUACACAAUGUCUGAGGCUGAGGUCAUCAAUUACAUGAGACAAAUUUGCGAGGCGGUGAAACACAUGCAUGAGAAGAACAUUAUUCACUUAGAUAUCAAACCUGAGAACAUCAUGUGCCAGACGCGUGUGAGCACCAACGUGAAGCUGAUCGACUUUGGUCUGGCGACCAAGUUGGACCCGAACGAGGUGGUCAAGAUCUCGACAGGCACUGCUGAAUUUGCGGCGCCCGAGAUCGUGGAGCGCGAGCCCGUUGGUUUCUACACAGACAUGUGGGCCGUGGGCGUGCUGACCUACGUGCUGCUCAGUGGCCUCUCACCCUUCGCAGGCGAAAACGAUAUUGAGACUCUCAAGAACGUGAAAGCCUGCGACUGGGACUUUGAGGAGGAGACUUUCAUGAAUGUCUCCGCGGAAGGCAAAGAUUUCAUCAAAAGACUGUUGGUUAAGAAUAAGGAGAAGCGCAUGACUGCCCAUGAGUGUUUGAUGCACGCAUGGUUGACUGGCGACCACUCCAAUAGGACAGAAAUUAUCAGCCAAUCGAGGUAUCUCAGGAUACGCGACAAGAUCCGUGCCAGAUACAGCGAUUGGGACUCAUUCCUGGUACCCAUCGGCCGAUUGGCUGAAUACAGCGCCCUUAGGAAGCUCAUUGUUGACAAAUAUCGCAUCCAUGAGACAUCAUUUGACCGCAGACAAGCCGCUCCGCGAUUUGUGAUAAAGCCACAGAGUGCAUUCGCUUAUGAAGGACAAAGUGCCAAGUUCACGUGUAGAGUGAUAGGACUCGCCACCGCCACACUCUCGUGGUAUCACAACAACGUCGAGCUCCGACAAAGUGUUAAGUUCAUGAAGAGGUACGCCGGCGAGGACUACACCUUCGUCAUCAACAGAGUCAAGCUCGACGACAGAGGAGAGUACAUUAUUAGGGCAGAGAACCACUUUGGCUACAGAGAAGAAGUUGUCUUCCUCAACGUCCAACCUAUUUCGAGAGCAAUUCCUCAGUACAAACCAGAGGCCGCUCCGGUGAGGAGAAGAGAAGCCGUGGGCUAUCCCUUGUGGCAGGAAGAGAAGGAGUGCGCGCCGUGCUUCACCUUCCUUCUGCGUCCUCGCGUUAUGCAGAUCCACCAGACCUGCAAACUCCUCUGUUGUCUAAGCGGAAAACCAACACCGACAGUGAAAUGGUUCAAGGGAGGCCGAGAACUUUCAAAGUACGAGUACUCAAUGACCCACUCGGACGGUGUCAUCACCAUGGAAAUUCUGGACACCAAACCGGAAGACUCCGGCAAAUACAGAUGUGUGGCAAAGAACAAGCACGGAGAGGAUGAGACCAGCUGCGUAGUUAUUGUUGAAGGCUUUGGGCAAACAGCUGAACAGUCUGAUGAAGCUCACAAACUGUUGUAUUCUGGAGACCGACGAUAUAUUGAGGGUCCAGCAAGACCACCCCCGCCAAGAGAAAUUGUUGUAAACUCACAGAAAACGACAGUCCAAAACAACUACACAAGCUCCAGUCACUCCAGUCACAAAUCGGCCGCCACAAUUGCAGUUAGUCAAUCAGACACCAGCAUCAAUGAAACUGCCAAGAGGAAUAUUAAGAAGUACGGAAACAACCUGAACGCCAGCAGUAGUCCAUCCAGAUCGAGGAGCGCGACGAAAGAAUUAAUUUUGCCUCCCGAUGACUCGUUGAUGUGCCCGCCCAGUUUUACAAAGAAACUGGCAGACCUUCAGAUUAAGGAUGGUGAACCUUUGACUCUUACCUGCAGUAUCCAGGGUGACCCUGAUCCUCAGGUCACCUGGUACAAGAACGGAGAACUUUUGAGCUCUUCCGACAUCAUUGACUUGAGAUAUAAGAGCGGAGUUGCAACCCUUUCGAUUCAGGAAGUGUUCCCUGAGGACGAGGGUCAAUAUGUCUGCAAGGCCAUCAACACGAUUGGCUCUUCAGAAACCACUUGCAAGCUCAAAGUCUUCCCAAUGGAUGCCGCGACGGCCGCCGCCAGAGCCAACCUUGGAGACAAACCACCCAAGAUUGUGAACCACUUGACCUCAGUUUAUGUCAAUGACGGUGAAAUGGUUACGCUCGAGUGCAAGAUUAUAGGAGCCAAAAAGUUCGACGUAAUCUGGCUGCACAACAACAAGGAGAUCAAGCCUAGCAAGGACUUCGAGUACGAGAACAAGGGCAACUCUUACAAACUCAACAUCGCCGAGAUCUUCCCAGAAGACUCUGGCAUCUACACGUGCGAGGCUUUCAACGACGCUGGCGAAUCCUUCAGCAGCUGCACAGUCGUCGUCCAGGUGCCCAAUGAGGAGCCCAAGAGCCCCGCCUUUAAAACAUUCCCCCAGUCUGCGACAGUGCAAGAGGGUGAAACCGUCAAGUUUGAGUGUGAAAUUGAGAAGACACCUCUUAAGGUUGCAUGGAUAAAGGACGGCAAGCCGGUGGAAGAGGACAGCGGCAAGUACAAGAUGUCGCUCGACGGCAAGAAGAAGUUCAAGUUUGAGGUCACCAACUGCAACGCGACAGACGUGGGCCAGUACGUGGCCAAAGCGAUCGGCAAGAAGGGCGAAACGUUUGCCGCAUUCUCCCUCAACGUGUGCACGCCCGGCGAAAAAUGAGAUUUACUUAUUUAACUGAAUUUUUAUUGACGACUAAGAAUUGUCCGGAGAAAAAUGAAUUUUGAACCCUGAGAGGGGGGAGUGCGGAGUGACCUGCCCCCACACUAUUUGUACAGAGCAUCCCUCGCCACCUGUCACCCCUAAGCUUCUUACUUUUUCUUUGUUUAACCCACAAAACGUAUUUACAGCCCUGAUCCUGGGGUCGUGACGCGCCCACUAGGGGGGUUUUCCUCGCCUGCACCACUAAUGAGGGGGGUUCUCGACACAGGGGCAACCGAAUCGGGGGGUCAUUUUCUCGACGGCUGGGCCAAGCGUCCUCCAAACAAACAGCCCUGCCGCCGACUUGAAUGGCACCCCCGCACUGCACCACUUUUACCAUCUCAAAGGUUGCCCGUCUGUUGGGGGCUCCCCGUUAAAAAACGAACAUCAUUUCGAGUUAAGCCUCCGUCGUCGGCGCGUCAGUGAAUAUAAUUUAUUAUUUUUGUGUUUGACUUAUACGUAAAAAAAGAAAACGGUUGAAUAGAUAGUAGAGCUGCUAUAUUUAUUGUUGGUUAUCUCUAAUUAUUAAAACGAAAAGCAAAAAUCAAAUUUACUCCCCCCGUAAACUAUGUUUGACAGGUUACCGAAAUAAAAGAGAAUAUACAAUAUACAAAA
Messenger RNA from Neocloeon triangulifer, 28157 nucleotides. It is a transcript of the gene bent, whose product is annotated as twitchin. Lineage: Eukaryota; Metazoa; Arthropoda; Insecta; Ephemeroptera; Baetidae. Gene Ontology annotation, molecular function: ATP binding; protein binding; protein kinase activity. Bases 264 to 27503 code for a protein of 9079 amino acids. Gene Ontology annotation, biological process: protein phosphorylation. The record is from RefSeq and is a predicted model, not a curated record. The transcript is spliced from 112 exons.